CUUUUGUUUGCCCUGACUUAGGUACAGUACAUCAUAUGUACCUGACCUGAUCUGAAGCUUUUGUGUUUCUUCUCUUCCACUCUUGACCCUUCAACUCUUCCAAUCUCACUCCCUUCAUCACAAUGCGUCAUCAUGCCCCCCUCCGCAUUGCCGUCCUCGAAUGCGACACACCGAUCGGGCGUACAAAAGAAAAGUACGGCGGAUAUGGAAACCUGUUUAAAGAGCUGCUCUCGAAUGGCGCGAAGCUCUUGCAAGAGAAGGGAGAAGGGGAGGUGGAAUUGGAUAUUACGAAAUACGACGUCGUGAAUCAGGAGGUGUAUCCCGAAUUGGAGAAUGUGGAUGCUGUGCUGUUGACGGGGAGCAGACAUAAUUCAUUCGAUAAUGAUCCGUGGAUUCUCAAAUUGGUGGAUUUCACCAAAAAGGUCUUACAGCACGAUCGCGUGCGAUUGAUUGGAGUGUGUUUCGGGCAUCAGAUUAUUGGAAGAGCAUUGGACGUCAAAGUGGACAGGAGCGAUCGCGGGUGGGAGGUCAGUGUUACGAAAGUGCAGUUGACGGAACAGGGGAAGAAGCUGUUUGGGAUUGAUGAGUUGGCUAUACAUCAAAUGCAUCGCGAUAUCGUGUAUGAGUAUCCCCCAGGCACGGAGGCGUUGGGGCAUUCACCUCGUUGCGAUGUGCAGGGAAUGUAUAUCAAAGGUCGCUUGAUCACGAUACAGGGGCAUCCCGAGUUCAAUGGCGAGCUCGUGGCUGAAUUACUCGACAAUCGACACGAGAGGGGUAUCUUCGAUGAUGCCAUGUACAAGGAGGGCAUGGAACGCGUGCGAAACCCACAUGACGGCGUGGUGGUCGGGGCUGCUUUUUUGAGGUUCUUGCGGGAGGAGUGAUUUCUCUCUGCUGCGAUAUUUUGCGGCAGAGGGGAAGAGGGGAGACGCAGCACCGUUCAUCAGGUCGCCAUACGGGUCAAUGGAAUGGCAUGAAGAAGUGUUGCGACGCUUGAUUGGCGUCGCAGGCAUGACAGGUGGGAUGUCAACGAGCAUAAACCUGAUAGACAUACAAUGCAGUCCGACAACCAAGA
Sphaerulina musiva SO2202 is the source of this 1072-nucleotide messenger RNA. Its product is annotated as class I glutamine amidotransferase-like protein. The transcript is spliced from 3 exons. Lineage: Eukaryota; Fungi; Ascomycota; Dothideomycetes; Mycosphaerellales; Mycosphaerellaceae. The record is from RefSeq and is a predicted model, not a curated record. Gene Ontology annotation, cellular component: cytosol; nucleus. The coding region runs from base 123 to 881 and encodes 252 amino acids.